AUGAUCUGUAGGGUCUUGUACUCUAGGUGGAAAGCAGCGAUAGCUGAAUCAAUUCCCUUGUAUUUUCAUGGUUCUGAUACUUGCAGAAACGUUAUACUUACUAAUAUAUUCAAAAAAGGUUAUAAAAAUCUUUUUUUAAUCAAUUUUAUUUAUUUACUAGACAAAGAAAGACAACGCCUUUAUACGUUGGAAUUGCCGAACGUGCCAAAAAAUAUAGAAGAAAUGAUAAUUAUUCGAUGUUGGAUGGAGCACCUUAUCAAUUGUGCUUUUGAACGUGCAGCUUUUUUCAGAGUUGUAUUUAAUCCAGAAAUGAUUAAUUUAUUAUUCGAUAACGACAAAACAAUUCCUUUACAAUUUCACAUUCAAGACCCAUAUCUCAUAACUGACAAUAAUACAAUAUUUGAGCAUUUUUGGAAAUUUGCUUUCCAUCAUUCAAUCAUUCCAGAAUCUCUUAGUUUUUGUUUUAAUCAGUCAAACGUUUCAGAGCAACAUAUUAAUAUUUUAUUCAAUUUUUUAAUAAAUGAAGGCAAUAAAUUAUCAGAAGUAUAUUUUUCAUUUUAUGGACCUCCACGACUAUAUGAGCUUAUUGUUGAAUAUGUAGCAACAUCUAGAGACUGUUCAAAGAUGGUGGAUUUUAUUAGAUUCAAUUAUUACAAUGCCACAGGUUUACCAUUAAGCGAGAGAGCAAAAAUUGUUGAAAUUGAACAAUUCGAUGAUCAAAAAUUAACAAAAUACCAAAUUGUCAAUAUUUACAAUCAAAAAAAGAUAUUUUAUUUUUGCAGUGUUAAAGGGAAAAAUGGAUUAAGUAUUAUGUUUUCCUCGAGAAAUGUGGAAAAAUGGAGUUAG
This is a messenger RNA of Meloidogyne enterolobii, 846 nucleotides long. The record is from the annotation of a GenBank genome assembly. NCBI's taxonomy places the organism in Eukaryota, Metazoa, Nematoda, Chromadorea, Rhabditida, Meloidogynidae.